CAUGACAGUAAACAGGAAGUGAAGGACAAGCGAGAAGAAAACGCGAGUUUAAUAACCUACUUGGUUUUUAUUAUAUACUAUCACAAACAACUGGAUCCAACACAGCACCAAACAUGCAGUCAUUACGGAAACGCCGGGACAACCUUUUAACAAUUCGAACGAAUUCACAAACUAGCUGCGUACUUGGUUCGAAGACCAACAUGGCACAGAGGAAAAAGCAAGAUUUCCAUUUAGAUUUGUGGUUUUGCCUAACCCUGCAGAACUGGAUUCUAGACUUUGGACGGCCUAUUGUCAUGAUCAUGCUUCCACUUGAGUGGUUUCCCCUGAACAAACCAAGCGCCGGAGACUAUUUCCACAUGGCCUACAACGUCAUAACACCUUUCCUCAUGCUUCGGUUGAUUGAGCGCAGUCCAAGGGCGCUGCCCCGCUCAGCAGUUUACCUUUGCAUCAUCACUUUUGUCAUGGGAGCCAGCAUCCACCUGGUUGGAGACUCCAUCAACCACAGACUUGUUCUGAGUGGCUACAAGCUCCACCUGUCAGUCAGAGAGAACCCGAUCAUGAGAGACCUCAAACCUGCCUCCCUGAUUGACUCCUUUGAGCUGUUGUAUUUUUAUGAUGAACAUCUGGGACAUUUAAUGUGGUAUAUUCCCUUCUUUAUCAUUCUCUUCAUCUACUUCACUGGAUGUUUCACCGAGCCGACAGAGCAGAUGAAGAUUCCAGUCACAGGCCGGCUGUUACUUGUACCCAGCGCACUCUAUUACUGGUAUUUGGUUACGGAAGGACAAAUCACCGAACUGUUUCUCCUCACCUUUUUUGCAAUGGUGGCCAUGGUGAUUCAUCAAAGGCAUCAUGGCCUGAGACCAGACAGCAAUGGUCUUUUCUUGUUCUACAGUUUUAGUGUUACUGUGCUUUUAGUGGCACUCUGGGUUGGUUAUCUAUGGAAUGACCCGGUACUACGCAACAAGUACCCUGGUUUUGUGUAUGUUCCGGAACCAUGGUCUUACUACAUGUUACAUAUACUAAAAGAUCACUGAAUCAGAACAUUAUUACCUCAUUACACUUUUUACUAUAUGUUGGCUUGAAUUCUAUUUGCUUUCCCCCUUUUUGUUUACAAUAGAGUCUAUUGAAUAGACAGUGUUGAAGGAACAACAGGUUUACAAACUGUUAUACUUUCUUUUUAGUUUUUUCUUUCUUUUCUCAUUGUUAAAGUAUCGGACAGUAUUUGCCGCAUUAGGUCAGGGGUGUCAAAGUCAUUUUUUCCGCGGGCCGCAUUGUAGUCAUAGCUUCUUUCGGAGGGCCAUUAUGACUGUCAACCCAAAUAAAUGUAUGAGCACCUCAUAUUGUAUACAGUAAAAGCUACAAAACAAACUGACAAAUAACUCGUUUUCAAAUCAGAUAAGUAAAAACUGGUCAAAUAUUAAAAAAAAGAUAUUAUAAGUGAAGACAAUUUGCAAUUCUAGUAAUGAAACACGAAUUUGAUGCACAAUUUGUCUUUGCGGGUCACAUGAAAUGAUGUGGCAGGCCGUAUCUGGCCCCCUGGUCUUGAGUUUGACACAUAUGCAUUAGGUUUUUGACACCGCUCGGUUCGAACAUAACUGAUUGUUACCAAUGUAUUCAACACCGACUGUCCUUGUGCUCAAUGCAAUACUGAUGUCAAUAAUAAAUGAAUGGAAUGUUCGGAA
Molecule: messenger RNA, 1682 nt
Organism: Syngnathus typhle (broad-nosed pipefish)
Lineage: Eukaryota; Metazoa; Chordata; Actinopteri; Syngnathiformes; Syngnathidae
Product: ceroid-lipofuscinosis neuronal protein 6 homolog
Exons: 7
Coding region: 114-1034 (306 amino acids)
Source: RefSeq, a predicted model, not a curated record